Messenger RNA from Colletotrichum higginsianum IMI 349063, 1593 nucleotides. Its product is annotated as Vitamin H transporter. Gene Ontology annotation, cellular component: membrane. NCBI's taxonomy places the organism in Eukaryota, Fungi, Ascomycota, Sordariomycetes, Glomerellales, Glomerellaceae. The record is from RefSeq and is a predicted model, not a curated record. Gene Ontology annotation, biological process: transmembrane transport. The coding region runs from base 1 to 1593 and encodes 530 amino acids. Gene Ontology annotation, molecular function: transmembrane transporter activity. The transcript has 5 exons.
AUGGCCACAACGGCCCCCACGACGGUGACGGAGGAGAACCACCCUCGACAUGACGACUUUACGGGCUCGGCUGGACGCCCCGUUGUCAAGGACGCGGCCGUCCCAGCCGUCGCGGCUUCGACCGUCAUGGAAGAGGCCGGCGAGACCGAGAACGAGCCGCGGAAGAGAUCUCUCUGGAUAGCAUGGCUGUACAUGUUCGACUGGUAUCCCUCGCACUUGUCCAAGGAGGAGUCCCAUUUCCUGAGGAAGCUGGACGCGUUCCUCCUGACCUUUUGCAGUGUGGCAUUCUUCCUGAAGUGGCUCGAUUCUUCCAACAUCAACAGCGCAUACGUCUCCGGAAUGAAGGAGGAACUGAAGCUCUACGGAAAUGAAUACUCGCUCUUCCAGACCUUCUACAACGUCGGCUACAUCAUCUGCCAGGUCCCGGCCAUGCUCAUCCUGUCCCGGCCAAAGUACUCGAGGUACUUCCUGCCCACCAUGGAGGUGCUCUGGAGCAUCUUGACGUUUGCGCAGUGCAAGCUGCAGACCGCGCCCCAGAUCUACGGCACCCGCUUCCUCCUGGGCGUCCUCGAGACGCCCGUGGCCUCGGGCUCGCUGUUCAUCCUCUCGUCGUGGUACAAGCCCGAGGAGCUGUUCAAGCGCGCGGGCUUGUGGUAUGUAUCCAAUAACUUUGGCGUCAUCCUCGGAGGCUACCUGCAGUCGGCCGCCUACACCAACCUGAACGGCGUGGGCGGCAUGGCCGGGUGGCGCUGGCUGUUCAUAAUAGACGGCUGCAUCAGCCUGCCGCUCUCCGUCAUGGGCUACUUCAUCUUCCCCGGCAUGCCGACCAGCGGCAAGCCCUGGUGGCUCUCCCAGAGCGAGUACGAGCUCGGCCAGCGCCGCAUGCGCGACGAGGGCGUCGAGGAGCCCAAGAAGAUCACGGCCCAGAUGCUCCGCCGCCUCUUCUGCCACUGGCACUGGUACGUCGGCGUGCUCGCCUACGUCCUCUUCCUCUCGGGCGCCUACCCCCACGGCCAGAUGAGCCUCUGGCUCAAGUGGCAGGCCGACAAAUGGGGCACCUACACCGUCCCGCAGAUCAACACCAUCCCCACCGGCGCCCAGGGCGUCUCCGUCAUCGCCGCCGUGCUGGCCACCUCCCUGUGCAUGGUCUACCCGACCUGGGCCAUCUUCCAGGUCGUCAUGGCCAUCUUCAUGUUCGCCAACAUCUGCCAGAUGAUCUGGUUCAUCCCGCACGGCCUGCACUUCACCGCCUACUAUCUCUUCGGCGUGAGCGCCGCCGUGACGCCCAUCCUCGUCCCCACCGUGAACUACUGGAUGAAGGACUCGGCCGAGGCGCGCGCCUUUUGCACGGGCAGCAUGCUGACCUUUGGCUUCGCCGUCUCGUCCUUCUACCCCAUCGUCGUGUUCCCCGUCAUCGAAAGCCCUCGCUGGAAGAAAGGGUAUAUUGUGAAUUUCUUUUUUAUUUUGGGCUGCUGGUUCUUUCUGUCACUGGGCUUCUUCCUGAUUCGCAGGGAGGAGAAGCGUCAGAAAGAGAGCAGGGCACUGUUGGACGAAGAGCACCUGAAGGGCGGUGAUGUCAAGCACGUCGAUUAG